AUGGCCAUUCUCCGUGGGACGAAGAAGAAGAAGAAGAAGCGCAGGAGGAAGGAGAGCUUCAGCAUCUACAUCUACAAAGUCCUGAAGCAGGUACAUCCGGACGCGCGCGUUUCCAGCAAGGCCAUGUCCAUCAUGAACAGGUUCGUGAACGACAUCUUCGAGCGCAUCGCUGCCGAGUCCUCGCGCCUGGCGCACUACAACGUGCGGUCGACCAUCACCAGUCGGGGGAUACAGACCGCCGUGCGCCUGCUGCUGCCCGGCGAGCUGGCCAAGCACGCCGUGUCCGAAGGUACCAAGGCCGUCACCAAGUACACGAGCUUCAAGUAA
This is a messenger RNA of Ornithodoros turicata, 327 nucleotides long. Its product is annotated as histone H2B, gonadal-like. Gene Ontology annotation, cellular component: nucleosome. The transcript has a single exon. Gene Ontology annotation, molecular function: DNA binding; structural constituent of chromatin; protein heterodimerization activity. The record is from RefSeq and is a predicted model, not a curated record. The coding region runs from base 1 to 327 and encodes 108 amino acids. Lineage: Eukaryota; Metazoa; Arthropoda; Arachnida; Ixodida; Argasidae.